AGACAGACAGCGAGAUAGAAAGACAGAGAGACAGACAGACAGAGAGAGAGAGAGAGAGAAAGAGAGAGAGAACAUUUUCAGUGAUAUCUUUAUACAUGUGUGUAUUAGAAUGUAGUAGCAUGAGCCCAAUGGCCUUCCAUAGACUGCUGUGCCUUUAAGAGCUUGACUGCUGUAACCGCAGGCAGAGCAGUAGCUAUGGCGGAGUGUACGAGAUCAAGCUCAGGUCUCCCUUCUUCAGGAGACAUGACUUCACUGGCACGGGCUCUAUCCCACACCACUUUAUCCCAGCUCGACCAGUCGGACGCGUUUCAGUCGCAGUCGUCUCUGUACAGGAUGGGAGCCUCUCGGAGGAGAAGAAUAUCAGCGGGUCAAAGCGUGGACUCUGUGGAUGUGAGUCCGAGCGCUGAGGCGCGCGUGCUGGUUAUCAACACCGGAGGGACAAUAGGAAUGAUGUACCACAAUGACGUGCUGUGUCCGGAACCCAAUGCCCUGGUUAAAGCUCUACGCAAACUUCCCAUCCUGCAUGACGAGCAAUAUGCUCAGCAAACCAGACUCUAUGAGUACUACGAUCCUCCUGAGAACACACUGGUGCUGCCGAUGCCAACUCACCAUGCUGAUGAACUAUCUCAAAGCCUGUCCAAACAGAACAAAAGAAUAGUGUAUACUGUUAUAGAGUAUUCUCCGCUGCUGGAUUCCUGCAACAUGACAACUGAUGACUGGGCCACUAUUGGAAAAGACAUUGAGAAACAUUAUGAGAAAUAUGAUGGCUUUGUCAUUCUGCAUGGUACUGACACUAUGGCCUACACUGCCUCAGCUCUGUCCUUCAUGUGUGAGCACCUGGGAAAACCUGUCAUCCUCACCGGCUCUCAGGUACCAAUCUUUGAAAUGAGGAAUGAUGGCAGAGACAACCUGUUGGGGGCGCUGCUGAUAGCAGGACAGUUUGUCAUCCCUGAGGUGUGCCUCUACUUCCAUCAUAAGCUGUUCCGAGGUAAUCGUGUUACCAAAGUGGAUGCUGGGAGUUUUGACGCCUUUAACUCCCCCAACCUGGCUCCAUUAGCCAACGCUGAAGUUGAUAUCAAAAUAAAUUGGGACACGGUGUGGAGGGCAAACACAACAGCAAAGUUCAGGGUCAACACACAGAUGAACCGCAACGUGGGCCUCCUGCGUUUAUUCCCCGGGAUCACUGCUGACACUGUUCGAGCCUUCCUACAGCCACCCAUGGAGGGGAUUGUGCUGGAGACCUAUGGCAGCGGUAAUGCCCCCGAUAACCGCGCAGACCUGCUGGAAGAGUUCCGGAAAGCUACUCAAAGAGGAGUUAUCAUAGUCAACUGCACCCAGUGCCUCCGAGGCUCUGUCACCACAUCAUACGCCACUGGAAAGGCCCUGAGUGAUGCUGGAUUGGUACCUGGGGGUGAUAUGACUCCAGAAGCUGCUCUGUCUAAACUCUCCUACGUACUGGCCAGGAAAGACCUCGUCACACAAGAGAAAAAGAAGAUGUUGAGCCGAAAUCUGCGUGGUGAGAUGAUUGCUCACCUGGAGGGGGCCAAGCUGACGCUCAGUGACAGUCGCUUCAUUCAAGUCAUUGCUAAAUCCCUCAGCAUCAGCUGCAAAGAGGAACUGGAAGCUAUCCGUGAUGCCCUGACCCCGACGUUAGCCUGCGCUGCUGCUAAGAUUGGUGAUAUUGAGGCCCUGGAGGCAAUUAAAGAGAUGGGAGGUAAUUUGAGCAUGGAAGACUAUGAUGGCCGGACUCCUCUCCAUAUCGCAGCCUGCGAGGGUCACCUCAAAUUAGUGCAGUAUUUACUGAGCCAGGGAGCCACCGUCUAUGCCAAAGAUCGCUUUGGGAACACACCUCUUCUAAACGCUGUUCGUUUCAGACACAAAGAGGUGGUGAAGCUGCUGAAAAAAACAGGAGCCCAUUUUUCUCGUGAUGAAAUGGAAGAUGCUGGAACUGAGUUUUGCAGCCUGGCAGCAAAUGCAGACUUGGAAGGCUUGGAGAUUUGGCACUUAGCUGGAGCUGAUCUGACGAUGCCAAGUUAUAAUGGGCAAAUAGCCAUAGAGGUGGCCAUGCAGUUCAGCAAUGAGGAAGCCGUGCAGUUUCUUCAACGAGCUGCUCAGUACAGAGCUCAGCAUCAGACAGAUGAGGGUUUUGAGGUUUUUGAUGAAACUGAAGAGCUCAACAUGCAAAGUUUUGGAGGGAAACAGAUCACCAACAACUCCUACUUUUAGUGCCUGAAUGGUGAAGUCAUCAGUUUUUCAGCUUGUCCACAGAAGUCCUAAGAAGACAAUCCCACCAGCACCCUUGCCUUUGUUGUUUUUCAUUUGGUUUAUUUGUAUAUUGCUGUUACAGCAGAUAUUUUCACAAAUCAGCUUUACUUUAUGAAUGAGUAAACCAAACGCGGCAACAGUAAGAUGAUGGCUUGAGGAAGAAAUUUUGAGAGGACUUGGACAGGGGAACAUCCACCCUGGGUGACUUUAGAUAGUGAAUUUUGCUCAUGAUUAAUUAGAGUAUAACAGCACCUAGGUCACUUAGAGGAUAAGUAAACAGUACUGACUACUCUGCAAAUGUACAGGAUAUUAGGUAUGUGUACAUUGUGAGUAAGAAUAUGAUAUGAUAUGAUAUAAGAAUAUAUCCACCCUCCUUUAAUCCGCCUUUUUAAAAUACCCAAUUUGAUCUUACAUCAUUACAAUUUGAACAAUUUUAAUUAGAAAAUAAGCCAUUUAUUUUGCCUCUGAGCUGUACAUGUACAGGACUAAGCACACAAAUGUGAGUGUAUGUAUGUUUAGUUAUCAUGAGUGAAUGCCGUUUUAUAUUACUGAGCAAUAAUGCUGGAAGAGCUGAUGUCAUGUCAGUAUUAGAAAGUAAUAAAGUGUUAUUGUCUAAGAUGUUUCAGUUCCCAGGGAGGGAUACAAUAUGUAUUGUACAUUUUAGAACGUGUUUGUGAAUAGAGAAACCCAUGUUUGGGAACGAUUCCAAUUCAAAUAUGCUGUUAAACCAUAUCUUGUGUAAUCAGGUUUGCUUAUCAUCUCAUUAGGAUGUCAUGAAGUGGAAAGAAAGUCUUAUGAUUUACACUAGCCAACAUUGGUUUGGCUUUUUGCUAAUUUAUCAUCUGCUAAUGUGAACUGCCACAAAAGUGUUGUGCAAUAUUUAGUCACUUUUCAAUUCACAUCAACAUACAGUGUAAAAUGUUUUAAAGACACACAAAUGUAGUAUGACUCAGGUAAUAUCUGAAAGCUGAGAAGAUACACGUUCUUGUUUUGUCCUCAUAGGAAAGUAGUCUGUGUAUUAUUAUUAUUAUUAUUAUUAUUAUUAUUAUUAUUAUUAAUCUUAAUCUUAAUCAUAUCAUAUGAAUGUGUAUUGUGUAAAUCUAUGCUUAAUGUUAGAUAAGCACAAACAUGGAAAUAAAAUAUUUUCAUCUUAA
Messenger RNA from Pangasianodon hypophthalmus (striped catfish), 3419 nucleotides. It is a transcript of the gene aspg, whose product is annotated as asparaginase homolog (S. cerevisiae). The record is from RefSeq and is a predicted model, not a curated record. The coding region runs from base 196 to 2226 and encodes 676 amino acids. Gene Ontology annotation, molecular function: protein binding; asparaginase activity. NCBI's taxonomy places the organism in Eukaryota, Metazoa, Chordata, Actinopteri, Siluriformes, Pangasiidae. Gene Ontology annotation, biological process: amino acid metabolic process. The transcript is spliced from 20 exons.